UCUACCCACAAUGCAGUGUGGUUGUGACUCCUGGCUCGGAGGGAGUUGUCGUUGUUAUUAUAGUUUAUAAUACACACUGGCAGGGUCCCUCUGGGUGUGCUGUUUAACUGAUGUGAGCCGAGUCCCGUUCAGACAGUACAUUAACUGGAAUAGGACUAGAAAGUGAUGGUUUUGCCCACACGCAACAUGGCCGCCGGAGUGUUUCGGUCUGGUUAGUGUCGGGCGGCGGAGGAGGAAUUUGAAGUGAGCGAGAGGGAAGCUCCGGUGAUCUGGUAACGGAGAGUGGGGCUGUGAGAUAGGUGCAAUGGCAGCUCCGCUGGCCAAGAGGAAGUCUGAUGGGCGCAAGGUGUUCACUGGCAGACCCGAGCCGAACCCGCAGCUCGUGGAGGGGGCUAUUGUCAGAAUCAAAAUGGAAAACUUUCUAACCUAUGACUUGUGUGAAGUGUUUCCUGGUUCCCAUUUAAACAUGAUUGUUGGUGCUAAUGGAACAGGGAAAUCCAGCAUUGUUUGUGCAAUUUGCCUUGGAUUGGCUGGGAAGACCUCCUUUAUUGGUCGAGCGGACAAGGUUGGAUUUUAUGUGAAACGUGGGUGCCAGAAAGGGAUGAUUGAAGUAGAACUGUAUAAGCCUUCGGGUAAUGUGGUGAUAACACGUGAAAUGCAGGUUGCAAACAAUCAGUCAACAUGGUCUUUAAAUGGUAAAAGUGUUCCUCUUAAAAUGGUUGAGGAGACUGUGGCUUCCCUGAAUAUUCAAGUAGGAAAUCUUUGCCAAUUUUUACCACAGGAUAAAGUGGGAGAAUUUGCCAAAUUGUCAAAGAUUGAACUUCUUGAAGCAACCGAGAAAUCAGUUGGACCUCCAGAGAUGUACAAGUUUCAUUGUGAACUGAAAAACUGCAGGGAAAAAGAAAGGGAACUUGAAAAUACUUACAAUAGUAAAGCUGAAUAUUUACAGAAUAUGAAGCAACAAAAUGAACGCUACAAGAAGGAUGUUGAGAAAUACUACGAAAAAAAGCGCCACCUUGAUAAAAUAGAAAUGUUGGAAAGAAAAAGGCCUUGGGUGGAAUAUGAAAAUGUGCGCCAGCAAUAUGAAGACUUAAAAAAGAAUCGUGAUCGUUUGAAAGAGGAAGUCAAAAAGUUACAAGAGAAGCAAUCUCCUCUUAGUCACAAAAUCCAACAAAUUGAAAAGCAGCUGAAAUUGAUUGAUGGAAAAAUAAAAGACAAGGGGUUGGAGAUUAAAGAGACUUCACAGAAAUGCAAACAGAAACAAGAUGCUUUGGAAAGGAAAGAUAAACAGAUAGAAGAAAUCCAACAGUCACUGAGAAUGAGGAGAGAUGAGGAGUGUGACAGACAGAAGAAAAUCUGCAACAUUCGUAAGAUGAUAGAGGACUGGCAGAAUGAGCUGAGCACAAUGGACAACCGUGAACAACUUCAGCCAGAAUUGGAAUCCAUUGCCAGUGAGCUACGACACAUACAAGUAGAGAAGGCAAAUGCUGAUAGUGAACUAAGCGACUUACGUAUGGAGAAGGACAACUUAGAGAGAGAAAGGAAAAAUAAGGCUAAUCGAAUUAAACAACUUGAAGAUUUACUGAAUCAAAAGGAAGAAAGGCUGAAGAAAAGAUUUGUUGACACUUACAAUGCUGUUGUUUGGUUAAAAGAAAACAAACACCGGUUUAAGCAAAAUGUCUACCAACCAAUUAUGCUUGAAAUCAAUAUGAAAGACCAACAACAUGCAAAGUAUGUUGAAAAUCACAUUUCAGCAAAUGACAUGAGAGCAUUUGUGUUUGAAAACAAAGAAGACAUGGACAUGUUUCUGAAGGAAAUCCGAGACAAUCAAAGGUUAAGAGUGAAUGCUGUUUGCUCUCCACAGGAGUCAUUUGCAAACCGAAACCCUACGAGACCUAUAAGUGAACUUCAACGAUAUGGCUUUUUCUCCUACUUAAGAGAAUUGUUCGAUGCUCCUCCACCUGUAAUGAGUUAUCUGUGUUCUCAGUAUUUUGUGCAUGAAGUGCCUGUGGGAACCGAACAGACCAGAUCUGUUAUUGAAAAAGUUAUUCAGGAAACUAGAUUACGACAAAUGUAUACAGCGGAAGAAAAAUACUCAACAAAAGUGUCUGCUUACACAAACAAAGUUAUUUCUAGCAAUAUCUCUCUAAAGGCAGCACAGUUUCUAACUGUGACAGUGGAUGCCGAAGAAAGACGGCAGUUAGAAGAACAGUUAAGGGAUAUUCAGAAACGUUGCAUUCUUCUAGAAUCUCACUGGAAAGAACUGGUUAACAAGCAGAAACUUCUAGAUAAAAGAGAUAAUGAACUGAGACAGAGGAAAAAAGAAAUACUGGAUGUGAGAGCAAAAAAACGGCAACUCGAACAAAGAAUUAGUACUAGAGUUGACAGUUUAAAGGAGUUGGAGCAAGAGAAUAUGGAUUUAGAAUCUGCAGAACAGCAAGCCAAUGCCAAGAUUAAAGAAAUCAGUGUCCAGAAAGCCAGACUUGUUAAUGAACUAACACAAUUAAUUAAGAGCUGUACAUUGCGUAGUAUUGAAAAGGUGGACUUGGCCCUUCAAAGCACUGCUGUGUUAUCAGAGAAGAAUAAACUUGAUUCAGAGUACAAAGAGGCUAUAUCACAGCUCAAGGACCUGGAUAAUCAAUUUAUGCAUGCUGAUGAGAUGAAGCGAAGUUUACUAGACAAUUGCAAAGAACUGUUAAGAAAAGCAAGACAGGCUUGUAACUUGGGGGCAAAUCAGGAUGUCCCACAAGAUUUCCAGACGGCUUUCCAGGCUCUUCCUAAUACACUGGAUGAAAUAGAUGCUGUGCUAAACGAGGAACGAUCCAGAGCCUCUUGCUUCACAAGCUUUAAUGCUUCAGUUGUUGCAGAGUACAACAAACGAACAGAAGAAAUAAAACAGUUGACAGUAGAACUUGACCAGAAAAGAAAUGAGUUGGAUGACUAUAAGCAGAAUAUUUCACAGGUGAAAGUACGUUGGCUCAAUCCUUUGAAGCAGUUAGUUGAAAAAAUCAAUGAACAAUUCAGCAGCUUCUUCCGCUCCAUGCAAUGUGUCGGUGAGGUGGAUCUUCACACUGAAAAUGAGGAAGAAUAUGAUAAAUAUGGAAUAAGGAUCCGCGUGAAGUUUCGAAGUAGCACACAACUGCAUGAGUUGACACCACAUCAUCAGAGUGGGGGGGAGCGCAGUGUUUCCACAAUGCUUUAUUUGAUGUCUCUUCAAGAACUCAACCGGUGCCCUUUCAGAGUGGUAGAUGAAAUAAACCAGGGAAUGGAUCCCGUGAAUGAAAGAAGGGUAUUUGAAAUGGUUGUGAAAACGGCAUGCAAGGAGAACACUUCUCAAUAUUUCUUUAUCACUCCAAAGCUCCUCCAGAAUCUUACUUAUGCAGAUAAAAUGACCAUAUUGUUUGUUUACAAUGGCCCUUACAUGCUAGAGCCCACAAAAUGGAAUAUAAAAGCUUUCCAUAGACGACGUAAAAGAGUUGCUGCAGUGGAUACCUGACUUUUUUUGCGAAUGUACAUAUACAUUUGAUUACAUCUCUCCCACUGAGGUCUUUGAAAGUGCAAAACGGAUUCUUGCAAUAAAAAAAGUUCUUUAUUUUCUAAAAUAUCUAAGCCCAGUCAAGGGAGGACUUACUCUCAAGGAUUUUUU
Pelobates fuscus (common spadefoot toad) is the source of this 3646-nucleotide messenger RNA. It is a transcript of the gene SMC5, whose product is annotated as structural maintenance of chromosomes 5. Lineage: Eukaryota; Metazoa; Chordata; Amphibia; Anura; Pelobatidae. Gene Ontology annotation, molecular function: single-stranded DNA binding; ATP binding; ATP hydrolysis activity. The record is from RefSeq and is a predicted model, not a curated record. Gene Ontology annotation, cellular component: Smc5-Smc6 complex; nucleus. Bases 305 to 3496 code for a protein of 1063 amino acids. The transcript is spliced from 24 exons. Gene Ontology annotation, biological process: double-strand break repair via homologous recombination.